UGGACGUAGCAAAUAAAAAUAAAGUGUUUAAUAAGCUUUCGGCAUACGCAAAUAAUUUGCCGCAAGCAAGCCGGAUGAGAUACGUAGCGAAGAUUAGUGAUAUUAAUUUUACGGAUCCAUACACGGCGUAUUUGACCGAAAAAGAUUUUCCUACUACAGUGACCGCUGGUCAUGUUGUUCAAUAUUUGCUGAACCAUGCAGCCUCUGGAGGAAACCACAUGAAGAACACCAGGAGCGUUGAAGCUUAUAAGAAGUUCGAAUCUGGAUUCGUUCACAGUGUUUCUGGUGGUAUUAUCAAUGACUUACACGUAGUGAGAGGCAAGGUAUCGCACUCAAUGAGGUUGAACAAUUCACCUUUGACGGCAUGGAUGAUUAUCAACAGAAACGGAAAUGUUCGCUCCGCACAUUGCAACUGCGUGGCAGGGCUGAGCGAAACAUGCUCACAUGUUAGUACACUUCUGUAUGCGCUCGCCAAUUUACAUUUCAUGACUUCGACAUAUAAGUUAAGCGUCACCGAGCUACCAUCAUAUUGGGCAAGACCUGCGAAGCGCUUAAAAGACGAUUUGUAUCAUCCGGUUGAGCAGAUCGACUAUGGAUUUAAAGUCGUUCGACACGAUGAUCUGAACUUAACCCGAACCAAAGCCGAGUUUCUAUCCCUUGUAACAUCGUUACAACAUGAUGAAAAAGAACCAGCUAUUCUCAGGAAGUUUUGCGGCACGGGUUAUUCUUGUCUACAAUGUCGUCAAAAUGUCGUACCGGAUCAUAUUUUACUGAAUAAACGCAUCAUAUUGUCCAACCAGUUCAAUCCGGACUUGGAAUUUGAAGAUUUGAGUGUUAUCAUGCAAGCUUCGAAAGAUGUGGUGCUCAAAAUCAGCGAUUCAGAAAUCAUAGAAGUUGAAAAAUUGACACGACUCCAAUCCCGUUGUGAUUUAUGGCGAUGGGUAAGAAUUGGUCGAGUCACCGCCUCUCUAUUGAGCCGGUGUAUCCAUUCCCAAGAAACAGUACCCAAAAAAAUGUCCCUUCUAAAAGAUAUAUGUCACCCAUAUUUGAACCAGAAAAAAUCCGAAGCUAUUCGUUAUGGCAGAGAUAACGAGCCAAAAGCCAAAAAAGCUUUACAAGCUGCUCUCAAAAACCAUAGUGGCAUUCGUUUGGUAGAAUGUGGAGUAUUUAUUGACAGACAUCGGCCAUAUUUGGCCGCCACACCAGAUCUCAUCAUGGAGUGUGACUGCUGCGGUAAGGUGGCGAUAGAAAUUAAAUGCCCGUUUCGCCUGUCGAAUAAAAGCAGUUUCAACAACCAAUUUUGCAUUCAAAAUUUAGAGUUCAUUACGUCCGCUGGUGAUAAUAUUACUUUGAAUAUGAAGCAUCCUUACUACUGGCAAAUACAAGCUCAAAUGUUCAUAACGAAUUCUGUAUAUGGGAUUUUGUGUGUGUGGAGUGAAAGUGAAGUUGUUUGCAUACGUGUCGAAAAAGACCAUGAAGCUUGGGCUGUAGCAUGCCAAAAAUCAGAAACAUACUUUAUGAACAAAAUUCUUCCAGAGCUGUUGGCAAACUAUUACAGUAACCAAAGGUCUAUAGCUUAACAUUUAUUUUUAUUUCUAAUUCCUCCUUACACAAUGUUUUCAAACGUGUAUUAUGUUACCUGCAAUUCCAAUCCGAAUAAAGUUUAA
Molecule: messenger RNA, 1667 nt
Organism: Armigeres subalbatus
Lineage: Eukaryota; Metazoa; Arthropoda; Insecta; Diptera; Culicidae
Exons: 3
Coding region: 75-1580 (501 amino acids)
Source: RefSeq, a predicted model, not a curated record